GGGCGGACCCGCGGCCCCUCAGCGGCCUGAGGGCUGGGCCGGGGUCCGGCGGGUCCCGAGAGCGUCCCGGGGGUCCCGGGGGGGGUCCACGCACCCCCCGCCGGUCAGCUGUGAUGAGCCCAUCCCCGCUCCAGGAGGGCUCCGCUCCCGAAGCUGCCCUUCCCAGCUAGAUCCCAACCCUGCUGCCAUGGAGACGGGCAGCCUGGAGGAGCGGGCCUGUGGUGACCAGCAGCGGGAGGAGGAGGGCGGGGAUGCAUCUCCCGAGGGUGCCAAUAACUCCGGGGAGCCGCAGCCUCCGCCACCCUGGAAGCUGCGGAAAACGGCCUUCAAGCUGUUUGGGGGCAAGAGGAGCAUCUGCACCCUGCCCAGCUUCUUCGGGGGCCGGGGCAAGGGCCAGGGCAAGAAGGGGCUCAGCAAGUGCAAGACCCAUGACGGGCUGAGCAGCGCCACGUCCAACAGGGCCCAGCCCGACAGCCCCUUGGAUGUGCAUCCUGGCCCCCUGCCGUGCUCUCGCAGCGCUCAGCUGCCCAGGGACACUGGAGCCAGGAGGGACUUGGGCCAGCAGGACAACUCUCCCCCUGGGAGCAUCGAGGGCUGUGACAAAAAGCCCAACGGGGACAAGUCCUCCUUUCCCAGGCCCAAAAAAGGCCUGAAGGGGUUUUUUAACAGCAUCCGGCGGCACCGGAAGAACAAGGCUGCAGAGGGGGAGAGGGCAGAGCUCCCCGAGUGGAACGGGGACCCCGAGGAGCCCAGCAGUGCCCCAGGGGUGGCAGUGGAGAGCCGGGGGGCUGCAGAGAGCAGGGGGGCAGGGCCAGUCCCUGUGCCCACAGCAUGCCCGGGGGGUGAGCCCGCCUGUGGGGAGUCCCCUGAGCCCUCCUGCCCUGUGGCUGAAGGGGGCAGCUCCCAGGGCGAUGCAGUGGUGGCGGUGCCAGGAGAUAGGGACGCUCCAGAUACAAAAUCGGAGGCUGACGCUGCCACCUGCGCUGAGUUUGACCGUGACAGUCUGCUGCUGGCCUUCCACUCGGACCUCAUGGACAGCGAGCCUCCCUGCCUGCACUCUGGGGACCUGCUGAGCCUCAUCCUGGGAGACGUCACCUCCCUGAAGAGCUUCGACUCCCUGACAGGCUGCGGGGACGACAUUGCCGAGCCCGACAUCGCCGAGAGCAGCAUCUCGGUGGAGCGCAGCAGGGAGGCCGCCAAGCGCAGCUCCUGCCUGGUCACCUACCAGGGUGGCGGGGAGGAGAUGGCCAUUCCUGAGGAGGCCGAGGAGUACCUGCACCAAGUGUGGGAUGGCAGCAUGCCAGGGGACAGGAGCUACGGGGCCCAGGUGUCCCGCAGCAGCCUGGAGACACACGCCUCGCACGAGGGGGAUGCCCACCCCUACAUCGGCGACCCCAUGGAUGGUGUCGACCUCCUGACACCCCAGAGCGACCAGCAAGAGUCUGCCCCAAACAGUGACGAGGGUUAUUAUGACUCCACCACGCCAGGGCCUGAGGAUGAGGCCGGAGAGGAGCUCAAGAAGGACCGUCUGCCCCGGGACAGCUACAGCGGCGAUGCACUUUAUGAGUUUGACACGCUGAUGAGCCCCUCUCAUGGGGAGGAAUCACUGUUUGAGGGCAAAGGCCCCCGCCCGGGCAUUUUCAGCUACUUCAUGGACUUCUGCCUCCCUGCGGAGAAGAGCCUGAUCCAGCAGAUGAUCGAUCAGAAAAGAGGGGUGAUGGAAACAGAAGAGGAAGGUCUUGCAGCCAUUCAGAAGGAGCUGCUGUACUGGGAGCUGCAGAGGGAGCCGGUCCUGAAACGCCUGGAUGUUUCCAGCAAGGAGGAGUGUCCCCGGGAAAAGCAGUGCAUUGAAUGUAAAACUAGAGCAGCCAGCUCCAGUGGCAAGAGUCAGAGUGGCCUUGGCGGUGAGCAGGUGGCCUCGCGCACCCCGAACUGGGCUGUGAAUGGUGGGGUUCCGGUGGCUAGAGCUGAAAAUCCAGAGUGGAGGGAUUUUCCAGGGACUCUGUGUCCAGAAAACUGUUACAACAGCCAAAAAGCCCCAGGAAGUUGCCUUAUUCAGCUCACAAAGAACACCCCGGGGUUCGAUUUGGACCCGGAUUGUGGGUUGUUUGGGGACUCCAUCCCAGCCAAGGCAGGGAUGUUCCCUGGCUACGGAGCAGAGCCCACUCCCGGUGAGCCCCAGGUGGGCAGCGAGCCUGAGCACACCGUGAGCUUCUCCCAGGCUCUGGUGGAGUUUGCCAGCAGCGGGACCCUCUUCUCCAGCCUCUCUGAAAGCCUGGGGAGCUCGGCCUCCAGCUCGUCUUUCACCCAGAACCUCCCCGCCCUCCCCACCAUGGUAACCUUCGACGUGGUGGACGUGGAGCAGGAGGGGGAAGGGGAGUGUGAGCAGCACCCAGAGCUGAGCGAGGACAUUGCCGAGGCCUUUGAUGACGGCUACGGACAGAAAGAGUCGUUGGCUGAAUGUGACGAGAGAAUGUCCCCGGGGUUCUCCCUGGGCUCCUUCCAGAGCUGCAACUGGGGGGUGGCCAGCCUGCCCCGCCACCUGCGCCUCCACGGGCUCAGCCCCUCCAUGCCGGCGCCGCUCUCCGUGGACCGGCGGAGCCGCUCCCUGGACACGGAGAGCCUGGAGUUCGAGCUGGCCGAGCCACAGGCUGCCUGGAGCGGCCCGCAGCCCUGCCGGCUCUGGGCCCGGCAGGAGAGCGGCAGGAAGGACUCGGGCGGAGCGCGGAGGAGCAGGAGCAAGGAGGAGGGCGAGCCGGCGGCCCUGGAGGGCGGGCUGAGCUGGCCAGGCCUGCAGCACCUGCAGCGCGGCAGCGACGGCAGCGGGAUGGAGCUCUGGGGCUUCGCUCCGGCCGGCGCCAUGGAGAGCGUGUGGGAGCCGUCCGAGGAGCCGGGCACCGUGUCCCCUUUCCCGCCUCUCACUGGGGAGGCUCCGGACAGGCGCCCCCAAGAGCCAGAGCUGCCCCGGCAUGCGCUGCGCCCCUCCAACCUGCCCCUGCAGCCCGAGGCGCGGCGGGCGCGGGAGGCAGCGGGGUCCUACAGGUACCACGGAGAGGUCCCCAGGCUGUCCCGCCUGGUACCCCUGGGAGAAGCGGAGCUGCCCCCGAGCUUUGGUUUUGCCUGCUCCCCGGAGAAGCGCUCCAAGGGCAAGCCCGUGGGCAUCGCCCAGGGCGUGCCGCAGCAUCCCGGCGGGAACGCCGGCCCUGCAGAGAGCCCAGAGCGCUGCGCGGAGCCUCUGAAGGGCAGGGGCACCCCCGGGCACUGCCGUGGCACCGCCCUCGAUGUCACCGAUGCAGAGUAGCUGCGGGAAUGUCACCGGUCACCGAGGGGCUGCCCCAGGCAGGGGGGAAGUGGUGCAGGGCAGGGAGGGCAAGGCUGUGAGCGAGCGGGGUGGGGGUGACUAAUGGGAGCUGGGCCUCGCCCUGCGGGUGCUCUGGCGGGGAUCGGAGCUGCCUCGGGGUUCCUGUGUCAACACUGAGGCACUUUCUGGUUUUCCAGCCCUUUCCGAUGCCAAGUGCAGCAGCAGCAGCCUCUGGCACUGCUGCCCGGACAGAAGCUGGGAAUGGACCUGUUGCCAGAGUGGCAGGUUUGGGGUCUGGGCAGGAUUGGAGAUGGGGGAACAAGCCUUGGGGACACUUCUGAGAGAAAUGGGGUUUCUUUUACCCUUCUUGGUGAAAUGUUUUGGUUCAGAUUCACUUUGAAUGUCUUCCAUCUUGGUGUUGAUUGUGGAGCUGGGGGGAAGGAUGCUGGUUGUUCCCAGGGGGUGAGUCCGCUGGAAGGGGAACUUUGCAGCAACAUUUUUAUUUAUUACUUUUUUUCCUUGCCCCAAAGGAAAGCAGGAGCUUUUGUGUGCGUGCUCUCCAGGUCCAAUUUCAAUUUGCCUGGAAAGAUGUGCUGUUCGUGGUGUCCCUUUCAAGAACAAAGUGUCAGUCCCUUCUUUGUUGUGGUCUGUCUUCCCAGUGCGUAAUUCCUGGUGGAAACCUUUCCUGUGCUUUGUCCCAGCUCCUCGUCUCUCCAGGACCGUGGGCACAUGGAUGAGGUCUUUGAAAUAAGCUAAAUUUGCAUCAUGCCUGUAGCUGUGAAGUGGCAGAUGCUGUUACUUUCUCAAAAGGAAGUUUUGUGGCUUUUUAAUUUAAUUUUGUUAUUUUAUGGUUGUUUUCUUUGCAUAAACUCCCAGGAGGGAAGUUCCGUGUUCGUUGGAAUGCCUAAAUUGGGCUUCAUGGCCUCUUCCCCUGGCUGGAGGGAACAAAAAGCUGGAGGUUGCUGCAGGUUUGGGAUUUUUCUCCUCCUCUUUGAAGAAACAUGGAGGAGGGGCACAAGCUGAGGGGUCAGACCUGGGGGAUCAUAAUGAGCUCCUGUGACAUCUGUUUCAGACCGUUGGUCCUUGGGGCUUCUCCCCUGUCCUCAUGAUCCCAAACAGCCUUGUCUUUGAUCCAGACGUCCCUUUCCAUGACACAAAGCUGCCUCCUCCUCCUCCUUCCCAAGCUCUGUGUUCUGAUUUUAAUUCUCUUUCCACUGAUGGUUUUUGUUCCCCCACCCUUUGUUGCCCCUUUUCUGCUUUUCUUUCCAGCAGAAUCUGUAGCAUUAAAAAAAAAAUCCCAAACUGGAAAUACCAGAGUUUUUCCCCAUUUGUGGAGCGAGGGAAGGCUCUGCCCAGCCCA
Molecule: messenger RNA, 4661 nt
Organism: Neopelma chrysocephalum (saffron-crested tyrant-manakin)
Lineage: Eukaryota; Metazoa; Chordata; Aves; Passeriformes; Pipridae
Gene: AMER1
Product: APC membrane recruitment protein 1
Exons: 2
Coding region: 188-3301 (1037 amino acids)
Biological process (GO): regulation of canonical Wnt signaling pathway
Cellular component (GO): plasma membrane
Molecular function (GO): beta-catenin binding; phosphatidylinositol-4,5-bisphosphate binding
Source: RefSeq, a predicted model, not a curated record